Messenger RNA from Pseudomassariella vexata, 1075 nucleotides. Its product is annotated as short-chain dehydrogenase. The transcript has 4 exons. Gene Ontology annotation, cellular component: intracellular anatomical structure. NCBI's taxonomy places the organism in Eukaryota, Fungi, Ascomycota, Sordariomycetes, Amphisphaeriales, Pseudomassariaceae. The record is from RefSeq and is a predicted model, not a curated record. Gene Ontology annotation, molecular function: oxidoreductase activity, acting on NAD(P)H, oxygen as acceptor. The coding region runs from base 112 to 873 and encodes 253 amino acids.
AGGGACAAACAAUUAUUACUCUAUUUCAAAUUGAUACCAACCAAACACAUUGAAAACCCCUGGGUUGGAAAGAAAGCUCCGAGACAUUGAAGCUCACCAAAAACAAUCAAGAUGACUUCUAUGGCUUUCAUUGUGACUGGUGCUAGCCGUGGUCUAGGACUUGCAGUAGCAGAACUGUUGCUACGUGCAUCACACAAAGUCUUCCUCGUGGCUCGGUCAGAAACAGACCUACAAAGGUUAAAGAGCCAGUAUCCAACCUCGGUGGAAUACGCGGCGGCCGACUUGAGUGAUCUCAGUACCGCUCCGCAGAUCAUCAAGGCUGCCCUAGAGGCAUUUGGCAAAAUCAAUGGCAUGGUCAUCAACCACGGUGUAUUAACACCCGUUACCAGAAUCGCCGAUAGCAAUGCUGAGGAAUGGAGACGCGCUUACGACAUCAACGUGAUGAGUGCCGUUGCUUUACUGAAAGAAGCCAUUCCCGAGUUACGCAAGUCCAAGGGGCGUGUUGUGCUCGUCUCAUCAGGAGCCGCAACCAGUGCUGUUGUCGCAUGGGGUGCAUAUGGAACAUCCAAGGCUGCAAUCAACCAUGUCUGUGCACACAUGGCAGUCGAGGAACCUGAAAUCACAAGCGUGGCCAUCUCACCUGGUAAGGUCGACACCGGCAUGCAGCAACAGAUUCGAGAGCUGGGAAAAACCGGAAUGGCAGCCGAUGUACAUGCCAGUUUCGUUGAUGAGCAUGCAAGUGGCCGUCUGCUCAAACCUGAACAACCGGGCGCCGUCAUAGCAAAGCUUGUUGAAGGCGCAACCAAAGACAUGAGUGGACGACAUUUCCGAUGGAACGAUGCAGUACUAUCUGCCUUUCAAGGAACAAAAUGAUGCAAACCUAGCAAGCUAUGCACGACAUGUCAGCAAAAGACCACGAUAGAGCGUACAGUAGAGGAAUGAUAAGGGUUGAUUAGCUUCAGUCGAAAGAUGAAAAGACUAUACGUAGUAUCGUCAUUAUGAUUCCGGUUUAGCAUGGAAUAUAGGUUCGUCAUCACAAGCAGGCAUAAAAGAAAUAUUCGUUGUACCUUACCUU